Messenger RNA from Nasonia vitripennis (jewel wasp), 2304 nucleotides. Its product is annotated as ankyrin-1-like. Bases 237 to 2000 code for a protein of 587 amino acids. Lineage: Eukaryota; Metazoa; Arthropoda; Insecta; Hymenoptera; Pteromalidae. The transcript has 2 exons. Gene Ontology annotation, molecular function: protein binding. The record is from RefSeq and is a predicted model, not a curated record.
UAAGAUUGUUAGUCCAUCCGAGUCCACCAUACAGGCACAUUCUCGAUUCGUCAAAAUCACGUGACAAGGGAUAAGUCUGUGGCCGAGCGCACUGCUACAAGCAUCGGUAGAAGCGGGGAAAACCGUUAGUCCAUCCGAGGCCGUCGUACAGGCACAUUCUCGGAGAUUGCAAUCACCGAAUAAGCAGUCCACUUGCGAUCAACUUUCCGUUUUUCGAAAAAUCAACAACAGCCCAAAUGUUCAAAGGUGGCAUACACUAUGACCGCGUGCUGUGCCAGAGUCUCGAAGAGAUCUUCCGUGAGCGUCGUUACACCCCCAGUGAAAUUAAAGAGUUUGUCAGUGCACCAGAUAACGAUUAUCGUAAUUUCAUGAUCAAUCUGAUCCUGAAGCACGACAAAUACAUCAUCAAGUCCAUGCGCGUUUCGAGAAAAGAGCUGAGGAAUCUUCCCCUCCUAUGGAUCGCGGUCUUAGAUUCGACUUGCUACUUGUUGAUCGAGCUGCUCGUGCGCUCCGGUGCCGAUGUCAACCAGCUCUACGGAUUGGAUCAUAAAGCGCAUUACCAGAUAGAUCUUAACGAAAAAUCGACCAUCCUUCACGCGCUGGUUCAGAUGAAUCCAAAAGCGAAGAACGAGCGACUCGUUCGUCUGGUGUUGGACCACGGCGCCGACUUGGAAGCUCGGGACGACAAUGAUCUAACCGCACUGGAAUUCACAGUGAAGUACGACCGACCCCGGAUGUUCCGUAUCCUUCUCAAAAGAGGAGCCGACUUUUAUGCUCGGGACUCCGUGGGGCAAACCAUCCUUUACACAGCGGUGGAAAAAGACCGAGUCAAGAUGACUAAAAUGUUGAUAGAAAUAGGAGCCAAGUUACAAACUCGAAACAACAGGGGACAAAGCCCUCUACACUUAGCUGUGACGAAUGGCCGAUUACGGAUAACCAAGAUAUUGCUCGAAAAAGGAGCAGACGUUAAUGCCGCCGAUAACGAAGGCACGACACCGUUGCUCGAAGCAGCCAGAAGCAUCGACAAUAUCGACAAGCUGUUGAUGCUGCUAAUACAACAUGGAGCCGAUGCUUCCGCCAGGAAUCAUCGAGGGAGGAACAUCUUGCACUGUUUGACACAAGCUACCGAAUUAAGACACACCGCGGAUCUGGUGAAAAUUUUGAUCGAGAGGGGCGCCUCGCUUGAAGAUAAGGAUCACAUAUGUAGCUUCCAACCGCUACACAUGGCAGUCUUCCAGGAAAACUAUAAAUUAACGAGGGUCUUCUUGGACCACGGCGCAAAGGUAGAUGCGCUAGCGAUAGAUGGCCUGUAUCCGUUGUAUUUAGCGACUGCGUGUGCUAAAAGUAAAACGAUGAUGGAGAUCUUGCUCAAAUACGGAGCAAAUGUUAACCAAAUGACGACUUAUGGACAUCAAACUGCUCUGCACCUUGCCUGCCUGUUAUUCAAAAACGACGAGCGCAUAAUGAUUCUUCUGUCAGCCGGAGCGGAUGUGCUCGCCGAAGAUCGCUACGGUAGUACGCCCUUCGGUCGCAUCGAUCCGAGCCAUGUGACGAAGCCAGAAAGCUUUUUUAUAAUCAAAGAGCUGGCGCUGAUUAAAGCUACCCAACCCUCGAUCACGUUGAAGGACGAGAAGAAAAUCGAACGACAUCCGGAGACGCGGAAUCACUAUCGAGACUGCAAAGAACAGAUCGAAAGGAUGAAAGUCAGAAAGUUCAACAAUACCUGCACAUUUUUCGAACUCCUGACGAAAUGCCACUGCCAGAUCGCCAAGCUCAUGCGGAAUCCUGAGUUUGAGAUCAACUUCAACAGCUACGAUUUCAGCGAGAUUUCGCACUACACUGGCGACCUACGCGUGUCUUUCGAACGUGCAAAAAAGCAUUAUCACUAUGUCCUGGAACAGGAGAAUUUGAUCGACGAUGCAGUUUGUAAUAAUUUGCCUUACUUAGUUAUUAGGCUGAUCGUUCAUUACAUAUGUAAUUGCUGCAAAAAUGCGAAAUAAAUUCUAGUUUCGCAUUGAUUUUGUGGCAAAUGGUACUGCUUUAUCUAUUUAUCUAUCGAUUUUACGUAGCGCACUUUUACUGGAGUCUAAUUUUACUUCUUGGCUAUAUGAAAAGCGAAUGUCAUUAGCUGAUUUAGGCAGAUAGGCUUAAUAUUGAAACUGAACAACUAGGUCUGUGCACAUUUUUUAUCGCUUGAUUUAGUAUAUAUAAUUUUUGUAUGUACUAUCAUUAUAAUAUUUCUUUUUUUAAAUUUACAUGCAUUGAUAAAAAAAAACUGUAAAAUGCAAUACUAAUAAUAAAGGU